CGUCCGACUUCCCUCUCUCUUCACAUUACAUCGUUACUGGAACCCGACUGUUGAAUCUUGACCGGUGGCGAGCAGAACCCAUAAUAAUCCCCACAUAUCACCGAAACAUGGCCGCCGUUCAGACCACCCCUCAUUUUUCGAAUCCCAUGCACUGUGUCCCCCUCGGACAGGACGAUCUACCAAAGUCCGGCUUUCUCAGACGCCUGUCACAGUGGUUCUGGCCAGUGGCAUACCACGAAAGCGACUACAACGAGUACAACGUUACGAGUCCUCCUAGCAUCGCCCCGGAACAUUCUGCAUUUCCGCAAUUCGAUAUUACCCCGGGUCUACAGAGACAGUCCGGUGCAGAUGAUACGAACUCGCCAUGCAAAACUUGCCGAAUGGCUGGAAUACCCUGCGAUGGACAACGACCGCAUUGCUCGCAGUGUCUUGGCGAACAGACACUCUGCUUCUAUGUGGAUCCGCUAAGGGUAUCUAAGAACAAGCGGAAACAGUCUACGGUUGCACAAUCUCGUGUAUUGCCCAGUCUGAGUGAAGAUGAUGAAGCCUCGUGUGCUUCAUAAAUUUUGUUUGAUUUUAGCAACGAUUAGACGAAAACUUGGGAGGUUAACUUGGCGUUUUUUUUUUUU
Molecule: messenger RNA, 629 nt
Organism: Aspergillus ruber CBS 135680
Lineage: Eukaryota; Fungi; Ascomycota; Eurotiomycetes; Eurotiales; Aspergillaceae
Product: Zn(II)2Cys6 transcription factor domain-containing protein
Exons: 2
Coding region: 108-563 (151 amino acids)
Biological process (GO): regulation of DNA-templated transcription
Molecular function (GO): DNA-binding transcription factor activity, RNA polymerase II-specific; zinc ion binding
Source: RefSeq, a predicted model, not a curated record